Messenger RNA from Magnolia sinica, 1669 nucleotides. RefSeq names its product ultraviolet-B receptor UVR8. NCBI's taxonomy places the organism in Eukaryota, Viridiplantae, Streptophyta, Magnoliopsida, Magnoliales, Magnoliaceae. The record is from RefSeq and is a predicted model, not a curated record. Bases 88 to 1338 code for a protein of 416 amino acids. The transcript is spliced from 8 exons.
GAAUCCUCAAAAAUUGAAAAACUCGCGAGAAAUUGCCGAGAACGAUAUUUGUCGCUACGGUUACUGAAGAAUAGAAAGCGGAAGCUGAUGGAAGAAGAGGCGGUUUCGGUUGGUUGGGAGCUGAUGGAAGACGAAGAAGAAGAAGAAGAAGAAGAGAGGGUGUGGAGUUGGGGAGCCGGUACGGACGGGCAGCUGGGUACGGGCAGCGCCAACGAUCACCACCUCCCUCAACAACUGCCCCUCUCCCCUUCCUCCGCUGCCCGUCCCAUCUCUCACAUCGCUUGCGGUGGGGCCCACGCCAUCGCCUUACUACAAGGCGGUAGGGUACUGACAUGGGGGAGAGGCAACUGUGGUCAGCUUGGUCAUGGAGAUCUGCUGAACAGCUUAAAACCAAAGCUUGUAGAGUUCUUCAAAAACAUUGUUAUAUGCCAUGUUUCUGCUGGAUGGAAUCACUCUGGAUUUGUUUCAGAUACAGGAUGCCUUUUUACUUGUGGAGAUGGAUCCUUUGGGCAACUUGGGCAUGGUGAUUGUCAAUCACAUUCAUCUCCUAUUGAAGUCUUAUUCUUUAAUUCUAAGCAUGUGGUACAAAUAGAGUGCGGGAUGCGUCAUUCACUUACCUUAUCAAAAGGUACUUCAGGCGAUUCACUUCAUGGAUUUGGUUCAGGAAGACGUGGGCAACUCGGGAUUUCUACAGACAGAAAGAGUAGAUCCUUUGCCGUUCCCCAAGCUAUUUAUGGACUUGAAGAUGUUGAGAUAGCUUCUAUCUGUGCAAAUGGCGAUCACAGUGUGGCUUUGUCUGCUAAUGGGAAUUUGUACAUUUGGGGCAGAGGAUUUGGUGGUGCCUCAGAUGCUUACUGCCCUCAGCUCUUGCCUUCACCUUUAAAAUUUUCUCAAGUUGCUGUAGGAUGGAAUCAUGCUUUAUUAUUAACAGAUAGUGGAGAAGUCUUUAUGCUUGGUGGGAACCACCAUGGGAUGCUUAGUAAUUCUCAGCAAAUGAGCCAUGAGCAGCAGUCGCCCCUUCACUGUACUCCAUCUACUAGCUCACAUGUUUGCAAUACCCCUCUGAUUCCAAUGAGAGUACCUGGGCUUAAUGGGAAAAAGGUGUUAGUAGUUGCAGCUGGAGCUGAGCAUUCUGCUAUAGUAACAGAGAAUGGAACGGUAAUGACAUGGGGCUGGGGAGAACAUGGACAGCUGGGUUUGGGAAACACAUUCGAUCAAACAAGUCCACAGAUCGUAAGACUAACUGAGAGCGGACCAUCGGAUGAUCAUGGCCCUUUAAGGGUUUAUUGUGGAAGUGGGUUUACUAUUGCGGGCGGCCCAGUCAGUUCACAAAGUUGAUUUACCAUUCGACAUGUCAAAAAGGUCAGCAGCAUUGCUCUUUACAACAUGGUAGUCUACUUUAAUCCGUGCCAUCUAUUCUCUAAUCUUUUUAUGCAAUGGCUAUUAAUGAUGGGGAGUUAUUGGGUUCUCAAGUUUUCCAUUUGUAAGUGGGUCCCAUUUUUUAGUGAUCCAGAAUGUUGGUGUGUCGGGCCCCAUGGAAUCCUCUACAACACUUUUUUUAUGCAGCAUGUAAAACACUCAAGCUUGUGGGGCCCAUCAUGUUAUAUAUGUAAAAUCUACUGUCCAUUUGGUUCUAUCCUCAAUUGUAGUGGAGCAAAAAAAAAAAGAA